AUGCUAGCGACAACGGUAGUCGAAGUCUCUGCCCAUCUAAACAUAAUCCCUUUGGAUGGUAUCACCCCCGCCUCAAAGACACGAGUUUUCCUCUUCCCCAAACCGCACCCAGUCUCCCCAAAACCUGAAGUCAACACCGACACUCAUCCUAAUGCACCGACGAUAUGUCCCACAUUAAUCCGCCUGAAGGCAGAGGAAAUCAUGAAUAUUGUGGAGCGCUAUGGCUCCCAUGAGCGCACAACCGCAGCCGGAGAAUGGCUGGGGCGGUCAUCGUUUAUGCCACGCGUGCAGACACAUGUCGCAGCCAACAGGGCGAUUCCGAUGGUUCUACCUGCUUUUCCUAUGAAAAGUAACAAUCGCAUGGACAAGGUGCUAGGUGCGCUUCCGGAUUUGGGGGAUGAGCUUGGGUUGGGGCGGUUGGUGAAUCUUUGUCGGGAUAUUAAGGCUGUCUACCCGUCUGGUGCAGUUGUGGUUAUUGUUACGGACGGGAUUUGCUAUAAUGGUGAGAUCAAAUCUCCUGUUAAUUUGGAUCUUACGGGGAUUUCUGAUGAAGAGGUCUGGGAAUAUGGGAAUCAACUGCGGAAGAUUGCUGUUGGGAAAGGAUAUGCUUGUAUUCAAUUUCAUCGUAUCAUGAAUAUGCUGGGUCUUUAUACUGGUGCCCAGAUUUCCAAAUCAGAUUAUGUGAAGCUCUGCGGUUUGUCGAGGACUGAGCUUCAUCAACGGUGUGGACGACCAGGCUUUGAUGUUGAUAAGUUUUUGAAAAGUGACGAGGAUUAUCUGAGAACGUAUAAUGGAUACGACAAGUUCAUGAAAGUCGAUCUGAAAUUCAGCCCAGUGACCAGGGAUUGUGCGGGUCCCAAACAAUAUAAGAAGAGGAUCAAGUCUAUUGCAAAAUCUAUGAUAGUCCGCGGAGUGGAGUACGCAGAGCUAGUACGCCAAAUUUAUCCCGACUCACUGCGGCUCUCCAUCCAUCCCUCAUCGGGACAGACAAAGCUGUCCUGUGCACUUAUUCCGCAGAAGAAUUCGUUCUCUAUGAGUCCUUGGCACUGUAGUGUCGCAGUGACAACUGCAGGGGAAUUCAUAACAGCCCACCAAUCCGCACAUCGGCAGAAGUUUGACCUCAUUAAGAAAGAUGGUCAACCGUAUCUCUUCCGUGAGAGCUCGCCACUCUUCGAUUGGGAUGCCAGGGUCAAUUUUGAGCAUCAUUACGGGCAAAACUUGGUUAUUAUUGCACAGAAAAAGAUUGAUCAACAACUAUCUGACUCAGAUUUGGACAAGUUGGCACUUUUGGCAAUCCGACACAAGAGUGUGUCCUUUAUCUCUCUAUAA
This is a messenger RNA of Penicillium expansum, 1329 nucleotides long. RefSeq names its product isocyanide synthase family protein. The transcript is spliced from 4 exons. The record is from RefSeq and is a predicted model, not a curated record. Bases 1 to 1329 code for a protein of 442 amino acids. Lineage: Eukaryota; Fungi; Ascomycota; Eurotiomycetes; Eurotiales; Aspergillaceae.